Acanthochromis polyacanthus (spiny chromis) is the source of this 3761-nucleotide messenger RNA. It is a transcript of the gene foxl1, whose product is annotated as forkhead box L1. Bases 667 to 1800 code for a protein of 377 amino acids. Gene Ontology annotation, molecular function: DNA-binding transcription factor activity, RNA polymerase II-specific; RNA polymerase II cis-regulatory region sequence-specific DNA binding. Gene Ontology annotation, biological process: cell differentiation; anatomical structure morphogenesis; regulation of transcription by RNA polymerase II. Lineage: Eukaryota; Metazoa; Chordata; Actinopteri; Pomacentridae. The transcript has a single exon. The record is from RefSeq and is a predicted model, not a curated record.
UGUGUGUGUGUGUGUGUGUGUGUGUGUGUGUGUGUGUGUGUGUGUGUGUGUGUGUGUGUGUGUUUGUGUGUGUGUGUGUGUGUGUGUGUGUGUGUGUGUGUGUGUGUGUGUGUGUGUGUGUGUGUGUGUGUGUGUGUGUGUUUGUGUGUGUGUGUGUGUGUGCGCAGCAGAAGGAGUCUGGCUGAGCUGGACUGUUUUGAUUGUGCAGCAGCGGACAUGUUUGCUUGUUCUCUCUGUGUGAGCGUCAGCGGUGGACGUGAUAUUUCAAACAGCACAUCACAGCGUUUAUGUAUUGGCUGCCCGGAAAUUUUUCCAAAUAAACACAGCUUGAUUCGACCUGGGUGGGCAGACUUAUCAAGCGACUAAUUCUAUAAACAGAUGAGGGAAUAAGACGGAGCCUGAUUGGCUGAGGGCCGGAGGAGGGGAGCGCGAGGGAGUCUGAGCGCAAUGAAAUUUUAAUUAAUGUGGGUGGGCUGAGAACGGCGAACUGUGUUUAUGAUGGACAAUUUAUUUCCCAGUGCAAAGUCAACAUAACACAGCAAACCUACAACAAUUAUUAACAUUUUUCUGGGGCCCUCAUGAGGCAGCGGGAUCAGUCAGCGGAGGAGAGGAGCUCCGGGAGCAGCCGCAGCCUUCCCCGGGACACAGCGCAGCUUCCCCGGCGUCAUGACUCUCUACCACGGCCGCCUGCCGGCUCUCGGAGUGGCAUCCUCGUCUCUGAGCCUCUCCGGGCCCCCGCUGAUCUACCUGUACGGGGGGGACAGCGGAGGGGUGGUGCCCGCCGCCCUGAGCUUCGUGCCGGCCCGUCAGGAGCCUCCGCAGAAGCCUCCGUACAGCUACAUCGCGCUCAUCGCCAUGGCCAUCAAGAGCGCACCGGAGCAGCGCGCCACGCUCAGCGGCAUCUACCAGUUCAUCAUGGACCGGUUCCCCUUCUACCACGACAACAAACAGGGCUGGCAGAACUCCAUCCGACACAACCUGUCCCUGAACGACUGCUUCAUCAAGGUGCCCCGGGAGAAGGGCCGACCAGGCAAAGGCAGCUACUGGACGCUGGACACCAAAUGUCUGGAUAUGUUUGAAAACGGCAACUACCGCCGCAGGAAGAGGAAGGCCAAGAGCCAGCAGGAGGCUCUGGACUCCAAAGCCGCUGGACACAAGCGCAUGAAGGGCCCGGGGCCGCCCAGGGACCCUCAGUCCUCUGGGAAACACCUGACCGGCUCCAGGAUCCCAGAGGUUCCAGCUGUGGAGGAUCUGGAGACUCAAGCAGACACCAAACCGGUUCUAGUGGAGUUUAACCAGCUGGAGCCGCAAAGUCCUCCCACACAGAGACUGAAGGUGUCCAACCACCAGGACACCGCUGGGUCUGCCGGGAGGACACCGGAGGCCCCGCAGCCGGAGCCCUGUCCCGCCCCGAGGCUCGCUCCGCUGUGGCUGGACGCCGCGCAGCUCCCCGGAGCGUCGGAGGAGAGGCGGUCUGCGUUCACCGGGAGGGACAGAGGUCCGCUGUGCGCCGUCAGCUGCGCAGGAAACACAAACCUGGCCGCACCUGUGCAGCACAGACCGAAAGGAACCGUUCCGAGCCGGGAUAAAUCCAAAGCGUUCAGCAUCGAGAGCAUCUUAUCCAGGAGCGAAGACGAAAUGCGCAGCGGCGUCCUCGGCGUGUCCGCGGAGCCUCAGAGUCCAGGAUUCAGCCCCUCCGUGGUGCUCGGGGCUCGGCAGCAUCAGCUCUACCAGAUGGGAUUCCCGCUCUGCUCCUACCUGUCGCUCACCUGCCCGGACAAAGUGCUGCAUUUUAAAUGAGACGUUGGUGGAUUGUAUGCACCGAUGCGUAAAAGUCUGUAAUUAGCUUUUAAUGAGAGUCUGUGUUUGUUGACUCCUUUCAGGAUCUUCCUCAUCUUCAUCAUCCAGAGUUCAGACCGUGAAUAAGAGCGACAGGGGGGCGUUUAAGUCCAGCUUUACGCAUGCGUAAUUGUCAGGUUUGUGGUUAUAUUCAUUAUCUUUGCUCAUCAGAAGAGGUUAAACCUUGUUUUUCAUUUUACACUGACUGUCUGCUGGUUUCUUUUUUAUUAUUAUUAACAGUUGUUGUCUCUCUUGCAAAUAUUGGAGAAUCUAAGCUUCCAAAAUGAAAAUUCUUGGUUUCAAUCAACGUGAUUUGGUAGAAAAGAGAGAGAGAGAGAGAGAAAGACUACAUUUGGACUUUGGCUUUUAAAAAGGCAGCUUUUAUCCUGAGUUUCAGUGUUUUGCUCCUUCGAUUUCACAGCGAGUUGGAGCAACACGUGGGGCAUUUAAGUCCAUCUUUACGCAUGCGUAAAUGUCAGGUUUGUGCUUAUAUUCAUCGCUAUUUCUUUGCUCCUCACGACAGGUUAAAUUGGGAGUUUUUUUUCAUCAUGACCCUGAUUCUCUGCUGUCUUUUUUACUUACUUCAGAUCACUUUAAUGCUUGCAGUAAAAUGUCUCCCCUGAACAUAUUAUUGCGUUUAAAUGGCCCAAAUAGCCAAAGUCAGAACUAUCGAUAAACUGUAUUAAUCCAUCUGACUGGCCAGAAAAAAACAAGUCGAUUCUCCAGAAGAAACUUCAUGUGGACUUUUACUGGGGGGAAAUGCAGGUUCCAUCCUGAGCACCAGGAUGUUUUUUUCCCUGUGAUUUCAGAGUGAGACGAACACCGAGAGGAGCAUUUAAGUCCAUCUUUACACAUGCGUAAUUGUCAGGUUUGUGGUUAUAUUCACCAUUUUUCAUCCUUUGCACUGCAAAACUGGUUAAACCGUGAUUUUUUUUUCACACUGGCUGUCUGCUGAUUUUUAAAAUUUACUGCGGUGAUUUGAUCACAUUCACGCCUGCAGUAACUGUCCUGAAAAUGUUGCUGUAUCCAACGAGACAAAUGAAAAACUGUAAACUCUGUCAUGAUUCACUUAAUUCGCUUGGGGAGAAAUGUAGUGAUUCUCCAGAGGAAACUUCAUUUGCAUUUGCUGCAAAUAAAAUAAAAAUCUUGCUUAAUUCUGAGCAGGAGUGUUUUAUUCCAGUGAUUUCACAGUGAUUAGGUGCGACAGAGGGCGUUUAAAUCCGUCUUUACGCAUGCGUAAUUGUCAAGUUUUUUGUUACAUUCAUCAUUUUUUAUCCUUUGCUCCGCAAAAUAGGUUAAACCCCGGUUUUUAUUUUUUUGCAGUGAUUGUCUGCUGACUUUUUUUUUGUUUACUUUAGUGACUUGAUCACAUUCAGGCCCGCAGUAACGUCUGUCCUGCAAAUGUUUCUGUAUCCAGCGAAAAACUCUGUAAAUGCUCCAUCAUGAUCCACUUUAUUCGCCUGAAGAAAUGUCAUUCUCCAGAGGAAACUACAUUUGGACUUUAGCUGCAAAUAAAAUAAAAAUCUGGUUUCAUUCUGAGCAUCAGGAGUGUUUUAUUCCAGUGAUUUCACAACGAUUAAGUGCGACAAAUGGGCGUUUAAAUCCGUCUUUACGCAUGCGUAAUUGUCAGGUUUGUGGUUAUAUUCACCAUUUUCAUCCUUUGUUCCGCAAAAUAGGUUAAACCCCGUUUUUUUUCAGACUGUCUGCUGACUUGGCUUUUCUUAUUUACUUCAGCAAUUUGAUCACUUUCAUUCCUGCAGUAAUGUCUGUCCUGCAAAUGUUGCUGCAUCCAAACAGGCAAACGAAAGAUUCUGUAAACUCUGUAAUGAUCCACUUAAUUCUCCUGGAAAAAAUGUGGUGGUUCUCCAGAGAACAGUUCAUUUGGACUUUUGCUGCAAAUAAAAAAGAAAAAUCUGGUUUCA